Messenger RNA from Epithele typhae, 1101 nucleotides. RefSeq names its product alcohol dehydrogenase GroES domain protein. The transcript is spliced from 12 exons. Lineage: Eukaryota; Fungi; Basidiomycota; Agaricomycetes; Polyporales; Epitheliaceae. The coding region runs from base 1 to 1101 and encodes 366 amino acids. Gene Ontology annotation, biological process: butanediol biosynthetic process. Gene Ontology annotation, molecular function: (R,R)-butanediol dehydrogenase activity; zinc ion binding. The record is from RefSeq and is a predicted model, not a curated record. Gene Ontology annotation, cellular component: cytoplasm.
AUGACGAUGAGGGCAAUCCGCUUGCACGACAUCGGCGACGUUCGCCUCGACAACAUACCGGAGCCACAGGUUGGCGACAAUCAAAUCAAGAUCAAGGUUGCAUGGAACGGCAUAUGCGGAUCUGACCUGCACUGCUAUCGCCAUCCUCUGCCCGGAACCGUACCCACGAAGACGGUCGCUCAAACUCUUACAAAUGAGACAUUGCCAAUUGUCUUGGGACACGAAUUCUCUGGAACAAUCGUGGAGGUCGGCACAGGAGUCGACAGUUCUCGCUUCGCAAAGGGUCAGAAUGUGGUUGUAGAGCCCAUGAUCGCCUGCGAGAAGUCUACUUGCGCAAAAUGCUCCAACAAGUCGCGUAACUUUUGUCCUCACAUGACAUUCAUCGGACUUGGCGGUGGUGGAGGCGGCCUUUCAGAAUAUGUGUGCGUUGACCCGAGUUUGGUAUACGCGCUUCCAGACGGAAUGUCCUUGGAAGCUGGUGCGUUGGUGGAGCCGUUGACUGUCGCUUGGCACGCCGUCAAGGGGUCGAAGAUGCAACCGGGUGCUUCCGUUCUCGUUUGUGGAGCGGGCCCUGUCGGCUUGCUUGUCCUGAAAGUAGCGAAGGCACUCGGGGCGUCGUGGGUUGCAGUCUCGGAACCUGCGGUGAAGAGACGCCAGCUGGCCAAGGAGCACGGCGCAGAUGCCGUCUUCGACCCCACCGCCCCUGGCGCCAAUGUUCCCGCUGCGGUCUUCGAGGCGACCGGGGGACGUGGUGCAGACGUCGUCUUCGACUGCGCUGGAGUUCAGCCCGCGAUCGACGUCGCGUGCCAGGCCGUGCGCGUGAAGGGGACGGUCAUGGUCGUCGCUCUCUGGGCAGUCGCGCAAGUACAUCUCGGUAUCGUUCUGAUGAAAGAGGCCAUCAUCACUGGAUCUUGCGCCUACAACCGCGACCACGCCGAAGUACUCCAAGCCCUCGCUGAGGGGAAGUUCCCCGGGCUGGAGUCUUUGAUCACUCGUCGCAUAGGCCUGGAAGACUGCUUGGAGAAGGGCAUUCUGGCUCUGAUUAACGAGAAGGACGAGCACGGCAAGUCGCUGAAGAUCUUGGUACACCCGAACGCCUGA